Messenger RNA from Wyeomyia smithii (pitcher-plant mosquito), 5393 nucleotides. It is a transcript of the gene Ptx1, whose product is annotated as pituitary homeobox homolog Ptx1. Gene Ontology annotation, molecular function: DNA-binding transcription factor activity, RNA polymerase II-specific; RNA polymerase II cis-regulatory region sequence-specific DNA binding. Gene Ontology annotation, biological process: anatomical structure morphogenesis; regulation of transcription by RNA polymerase II. Lineage: Eukaryota; Metazoa; Arthropoda; Insecta; Diptera; Culicidae. Gene Ontology annotation, cellular component: nucleus. The transcript is spliced from 5 exons. The record is from RefSeq and is a predicted model, not a curated record. Bases 1120 to 2538 code for a protein of 472 amino acids.
AGUAAGAGGGGCCUUCCACUGACAAGCCGGAGCUCUCGAGCUGGCACUUGGCUACGGAACGGCUUUCGGUGUCGGUGUGCGCGCUUAGACCUCCUAAGAACACUAAAUCCCUUCUCGGAUCGUCGUGGCUUGGCCAACUAAGUCCGGGCAAAUAAUAAUAAGUUUUAAGGAGAAUUAACUUUUCGGUAUUAAGGAUUUAAGCAAUAAAGUUUGAUGAAGAGGAGUCGACUUGUCGGGAAAAGUAGCUGCUAGGCACGACGGCAUCCGCUGUCGACAGACGGCCGGUCGGGGUCAGCUUGGAAGAAAGAGAGAAGCGAGAAAAAAAAACUAACGGGUGGUGAUUUUCACGCACUAAAUCCGGGAUUUGUGGGCUACAAACGUCCAGUGGUCGUUGCUCUGGCAGCAAACGGAAGUGCAGGACCUUGAGCGAGCAAAAAAAAAAAAGAAAGAUUAAAAAUAAAAACAAGCAACACCAAAGUGUGAAUCGAAAGCAAAGUGUUCUGGUGGGGUUUUGUUCCGUCUGUGUUCUCGGUGUGAAAUUGUGACCGGUGAGAAACGUGAGCUUAAGUGAUUAAGAAUUUUUCAAAACAUACGACUAACUUUUUUCUAUUGCUGCUGCCUACGAUUAUCUCCGCGUGCGGUUUCUUGCCCCCGGAAGCGGCACGAGACACGCAGUGGAUUAGAGUUCCACUAUUAAGCCGGUCGGUUGUUUAUGAAUUUAGAGCGCGGUUCGCGCUGGGAUUGUGAAAUUUUGUGAAAGUUCUUCUGUGCAAGUGCAAGUGAUUUUGGCAAGCGGUUUUGUUUACCAGCGGCGAGCACGAACGGUGCGGAGAGAUAUCUCGAACGAUUCGUUCUAACUUUCCACGGCGGCGGUGUUCGGAAUAUUUGGACAACAUACGAAGGUUCACAGUGAGUAGGAAGCAUUCGCGUCCUGUGGGAUUUCUCCUCGAGUAGGAAGAAAACAGAAAAACCAACAACGAAAGCCGCUGGUGAAGCAGCGAGCCAAUUUUGAGACUCCGGUGAUCCAAAACAGUCAAAACGAUUUAUCUCCGGCCGUACAAGGACAUCUUCCCGGGCGGUGGCCAUAACCAGUUAAGCUCGUUAUAUCCACAGUCCGUGAUGGAACGGGGCGGCGGUGGAACGGGCAACGGUGGCCUGGAUUCCAUGGCCGAUGCCAGUGGGCUGUGCCUGCAGGAUCUCGUCAGUAAUGGCGGAGGAGGCGGAGGCGGUGGUGGUGGAGGAGGAGGCGGUGGUGCGGUGACUAACGGUAAUGGGGAUCAUCACAUGCACCACAAUCACAACAGCCAUAACCAUCACGGAUCUUUGCACGAUUCUGUCUCCGCGGGUGGAGUCAGCGUUAGUUCAGCUCUGACAAGCCUAAUGAGUCCCGGAAUCAACAGCGGACUCGGCCAUCUACACCACGGAACGCCGGAUCUCAGUGCGCAUCACCACCAUCACCAGCAUCCGUCGUCGGUGCUACACGAGCCGCUGGAAAAGCUAAAGUUGUGGGCCGAGACGGGCGAUUUUCGUGAUAAUAGUCAUAGUGCAAUGUCAGCCGUUACCAGCAUCGACCACACGCAGAUGGGCUUCCAGUCGUCGACGGUCCGAAAUCGGAGUAAUCGGGAUCGAAAGCAUGAUGUCACACGUGUCGAUCCGACGUCGGUGAAAACGGAAAACAUCAGCAGCGGUUUGUCCCACGAGGACAACGGAAGUGCCCCGGGGACGACGAUAUCACAGGACGGCAGCGGACAGGGCGGCACCGAGCAGGGCACCAAAAACGACAAGAAAAACAAACGGCAGCGGCGCCAGCGGACACACUUCACUUCCCAGCAGUUGCACGAACUGGAGCAAACCUUCAGCCGGAACCGCUAUCCGGACAUGUCGACCCGGGAGGAGAUCGCCAUGUGGACGAACCUGACCGAGGCCCGAGUUAGGGUGUGGUUCAAGAACCGACGGGCAAAAUGGCGCAAGAGGGAACGGAAUCAAAUGAACGCGAUAGCGGCGGCUGAUUUCAAGAAUGGAUUCGGGCCACAGUUUGUGCAACCUUUUGCCGACACCGACAGCCUGUACUCGUCGUAUUCGUACAACAACUGGGCGAAGGUACCGUCCCCGCUGGGGGCUAAAACUUUCCCCUGGACGGUCAAUCCGCUGGGGACGUCGAUAGUGUCGUCGAAUCACCACCAGAACUCAAUCAACUGCUUCAAUACGUCAGCCUCGUCGGUGGCGGCAGGAAUGGGAACCGGAACAAUGCUGCCCGGCAGUAUGGGAACCAGCUUGGGCGGAUCGAGCGGUGGAACUGGGGUCUCGCCAACGCAGUGCCCGUACACGACUCCAACCAAUCCGUACAGCAUGUACCAUCAUCGAGCAACGGCGGAACCCUGCACGGCAAUGACCUCCAGUAUUGCGACGUUGAGAUUGAAAGCCAAGCAACACGCCUCCGGUUUCUCUAGUCCUUACUCGGCACCGUCACCGGUAUCAAGAUCGAACUCGGCCGGCUUAUCUGCAUGUCAGUACGCCGGCGUCACGGAUUCUGUCUGAGAAAACGCCCUGGGCAGCAUGCUGUCCCAUUCGUCAUCGCUCGCCAUGUACAACACCAGCAUCAACAGUGCCAUCAACGUUGCCGUCAACCACAACAACAAUGGCAACAACAAUCACAACAACAACGGCGGCGGUCCGGACAAAACUGGCACCUCAGGCCUUGACGAAGACGACCUCAUGGUACCGGACGACGAUGACGAUGACCAUCGGCGGAACAAUGUUGACGAUAUUCACGACUGAACGUGCGAGGCCUUCCUGCGCCAUACAUUUCUCGGCUAAUCUUGGUUGAGUGCAACUUAUCUUAUCCUUGUCACGAGCUGUUCUCGAGCUAAAGAAGAAAAAGAAAACAAACACCCAAUUUUGGCUGUUAGCGGCACACGAACUUCAAAGCGACUCGGUUUGUUUGUUUAUAUGUAUAAAUCAGCCCUGCCAGCGCCGGUUGGCAGCCAUACCUUGGUUGCGCUGCCCGCCGCCGGACAGAGAGGGCGGCACGGAAUCAAAGACAUUUCGCUAUCAGCAUCGAACACGAAAAGGGAUUAAGGCUGGCAUUAGAAGCUUUGAUAUCGAUCACCGUCGACGUCGUCGUCGUUGUUGACGGCGGCGUCGGCGAUGGCAGUGACGCUGCACGCAGCUCCGGGACAGAGGAGCUGAUUGAGAAAUCGGCCGACAAAAAUUAGGUACCAACUGACGAAAAAUGCACUUAGACAGGAGGCUAAUUGGGGUGUGCGAUAAAUCGGCAGUAUUGUGUUUGUUGGGAUUUUUUUUUUGUGUAAAGGUUGGCGUGCUGACGACUUUCGGCUAGAGCUGAAAUCUCAGAAGCAUUCGAAUAUCUAGGGUGACAUGGGGGUUUUAGCGUUUUGAGUUUUAAUUGUUUGUAGUCGAUUAGUAGACUCGUCGGUUAGUUUAUGAACUUAUGAGGAAUUUCUUGCCAAUUUACCUUAGCCAGUACCUAUCUUCUCGAAUUUAGUGAAACUUUUUGAGUUUGGUGACAUCGAGAAUUUGAGUGUAAUUUAGAGAAUCCAGGGGAAUUUUGAAUGAAAAAUUAAGCAUGGGAAUUGCUCCAACUUAGAACGCAAUAAGCACAAGGGAUUGAUGACUGUUCAACAACUGUCCAAAUGCUACAUUGUGAUUUUUAUUUGUCGGUUAAGUACUCGUCAUAAAUUCUAGAUAUCUUUCAAUGUACAAUUUUAUGGCAUUUCACGCAACAAUUUGGUUACGAUGUAAAAAUUAAUUCAUUUUGUUCUGAAUUUGGAUGACCUCCUGAAAAUAUUGUAUGAUUAUUUGACAUUUGGUGCGAUUUUUGAGAACUUUUUUACAGUUUGUUCACAAUACAGGGUGAUUGGUUCCUAAUUAAGAGUAUUACCAGGGCUGAUAGAGGGCCAUAUUUGAUGAAAGAAAAACUCUUCUACUCAUAUGUCCUUACGUUAAUUACCUCAACAUUUAAAAGCUCAGGAAAAUUUCUACUGGAAACAGCUUUUACAUGUCUGAAAGGACUGAAAUUCUGGAGGCAAAAAUGUUCAAAAGUAGUACUGUUGUAAAUGUAUUUUGAUGUUCUCUCAUAAAGAAACUUCGUUAACAUUAAUAUUCUUUUAGCUCAAAUUGGACGUUUUUAAGCGCUCUACAGUUCGUUCUUCAAGACCAAUUCUCCAUCUGCUUUGAGUUCGAGAAAUUUUGAUUUUUAAGCAGCAUCCAUUUUCUUAGCUUCCAAAUGAAAGCGAUAGAACUGCUCUAAGUGGUAUACAUUUUAGGUCAGAGCCAUUCUAUGGAAUGGUAUCCUAAAAGCUUAAAAGUUGAAAAACCCGAGUUGAUUAACGUUAGAACAUAUGCGUAGAAAAGUUUUUUCAUCAAAUGUGGCCCUCUGUCAGCACCUUGAAUACUCCCAAGAAGGAACCAAACACCCUGUAUAAGACGUCUUCUUGGUGCCAUUUUUAUUUGCUCGUCAAAAUUUUGGCAAUUUUUUGGUAAUUCUUUUGCGAUUGAUAAGUUUCCAUUUUUUUUAUUUUCGUAGAGGUUUUAUUUUUUUCCUCUAUACUUAGCAGUUUUUUUUUAUUCCUUGCUGACGUAUUUCAGACACAAUUUUAAGUAGCAUUUGAACAAAAUUUUUAUGAUUUUGCGACAUUUUUUGAUGAAAUUUUUCAAAUUGAAAUUUUACGAUUUUACUAAAAACAAUUUUAACUUUUCGGUAUACUGUCACGGCUGAUUCAAAAUAGUUUUUUAUUUUGAUAAAAAAAUUCAUAAUAUCUUAUUUUUUUCGGAUUAUUCAACGUUUUUUAAAAAUAACUUAAUAACUGAUGUUUCUAACAUUUUAACAGGUUCAGUCAGAUUUUACGAACUGUUCGAAAAACUUUCAUUUAUUUUGGUGCGACUAUGUACACCCUUAUUAAGAUUUAAAGUUAGAUUAGUUGGAACAAAAUUAUGGAAAUUUGUAGACAUGUGAAGAAUUAUUAAUGAUAUUUCAGCGGUUAGGCAAAUCCGUUUUUGUUCUCUAUAUUUCUUUAAUGUUUUUUUUUUUUGAAACAUCGGUGCAUCAUCAAUCACUUUUCAACGAGCUCUUGAUGAUUUUAAUUUAUAACAGCUUCAACAAUUUUUGACAAAGUUUGGAAAAAUUUUACAAUAUUCUGCUGCUUUAUAGGCAAUGUUUUACUACUUUUUUAAAAACUUCUUAGCGAUUUAUCUACGGUUUAAAGGAGUACUUAAAAAUUUUAUGCCAAUUUCUUAUUGAGAAAUGAUAGUUUGAACAAAAUUUCAAAGAUUUUUUUUAAAGCAACGUGGUGUCAAAUUUGAUGUCAUUUUUUUCUUAUACGAUUUUUUAAAAUAAAUUUUUCAUUAAUUUUGGUGAUACUUUUGAUUGACUU